Eublepharis macularius is the source of this 4286-nucleotide messenger RNA. It is a transcript of the gene DLK2, whose product is annotated as delta like non-canonical Notch ligand 2. Gene Ontology annotation, biological process: heterophilic cell-cell adhesion; establishment or maintenance of epithelial cell apical/basal polarity. Lineage: Eukaryota; Metazoa; Chordata; Lepidosauria; Squamata; Eublepharidae. The coding region runs from base 232 to 1401 and encodes 389 amino acids. The transcript is spliced from 6 exons. Gene Ontology annotation, cellular component: plasma membrane; protein-containing complex. Gene Ontology annotation, molecular function: calcium ion binding. The record is from RefSeq and is a predicted model, not a curated record.
AGAAGCAGCGGGGAGGCUCGCAGGCAGCGCCGCCGCGCCUCCCGAACCCCCAGUGCCCGGGCAGGGUACAGCAGCAUGGCAGCCCCCCUUCUCCUCCGCUCCCCAUGCUAGACUGGGGGAGGCCCCCCCCCCACGGAGACCCCAGGCAGGCAGGCACGCCCCCAGGGCAGAGAAGGGAGCCAUCGCCGCCGCGAUCGCCGAGGUGACUAUCUCGGUGGGGCCACACUGACCAUGCUCAGCAGCUUCUGUCUUCAACUCAUGUCCUUGCUUUGGAUCCUAGUGGCCCAUCACCAUUUUGCCCAAGGUGAUGACUGCAAUGACCACUGUAACUUGGCCCAUGGCAGCUGUGAAGACAACGGCAAAUGCAGAUGUGACCCAGGUUGGGAAGGGAAAUAUUGUGAACAGUGUGUGAGGAUGCUGGGCUGUACCCAUGGAACAUGCCAUCAACCUUGGCAAUGCAUCUGCCAAAGUGGGUGGGCUGGCAAGUUCUGUGACAAAGAUGUGCAUAUCUGUGAGCACCAGACCCCCUGCCAGAAUGGAGCCCAGUGUGUUUAUGACCGAGAUGGGGAAUAUUCCUGCCUGUGCCUUGAAGGAUUCCAUGGAAAGGACUGUGAGCUGAAGACAGGGCCAUGUGAAAAGGCAGGGUUUCCAUGCAAGAAUGGUGGACUGUGCCAGGAUAGAAAUGGCUUUGCCAGCAACUACACUUGCAAGUGCCUGGCAGGAUUCAUUGGUUCACAUUGUGAGAUUGAUGUCGACGACUGCCUGAUGCGUCCCUGUGCCAAUGGUGCCACUUGUCUUGAUGGCAUCAACCGCUUCUCCUGCCAGUGCCAGGCAGGCUUUGAAGGACGUUUCUGCACCAUCAACAUGGAUGAUUGUGCCAGCCAGCCAUGCAGAAAUGGGGCAAAGUGUUAUGAUCGCAUCAAUGAUUUUGAUUGCUUAUGUCCUGAUGGAUUUGUUGGCAAAUCCUGUGAGCUCCCUGCUCCAGAUCCAACUUGGGUCACCACAUUUCAGCCUGAUCUUAAUGGCGUUGUGAAAAGCACAACCAGCAGUGACCUUUGGACAACUCAAUCUGAGCCAGUUAGGAUUGUGGUUACUGGGAAACUGCUCACUGACAACAGUGAGAAACCAAACGGGGGAGGGCUGCUAAUCUCUGUGAAAGAGGUGGUGACACAGCAGGACUCGGGGCUGAGUCAGUCACAGCUGAUUUUAGUGCUGGUGUUUGGUCUGCUCACAUUCAUGCUGGUCUUGGUGACUGUUUUGUUGCUGCUGAAGAAUUGGCAGAGGGGGCGCCGGAGGUGCCAAAGCCCCACUUACUCUGCACGGAAACUUCAGGACCAAGAGUGUCAAGUGGGAAUGUUAAGUACAGUCUUGAUAGAACCCAGGAAAACAACAGAGCUGUAGGAACCCAGAGUUGGACCCUGGCCCAUCGACAUACACCCUGGCCCAUCUACAUACAUCCCAUGUCCUGGAGCAGUUCUGGCUGCGUAUCUCCAAAGUACUGAAGGGCUCCAGUAGAACUUAAGUUCGUGAAACAGCAGAAAGGAGGAUUCCUACAAGGUAGCAAAUCCUUGUUUGAAAGCAAGAGUCCUUGAAAGUGGGCAGCUUAAGGCCCUGGCGUGGGGACACCAGCUUACCAAGAGAGCCAAAGGAGAUGCUGGGUUACAAUCACUUGGUGUUGGAAAGAGCAAGAUGGAUGUGGUUCCAUCCCACAUGCACAAAAGAGAGAAAUGAGGCCAAGCACACCAGAGCAGGUUGUAGGAGCCAAAAUUCGGUUAGACCCUUGGACAUCUGGUAACUCUUGGUCUGUGACAUUGGAAGUGUUGUAUGGCCUAUCUUUUUACACAAGGGGGCUUAGAGACUGCUCUGUGUAUGCCGCACUGCUAGAACUCUGGCCAGAUAAUCUGGGAUUCCCAUUCUCAGCAGAGGUCUGCAGUCCGUUUCAAACACCAUGAGGUCACCUGAGGGGCUUGUGGUGCCAUGAGCUGAUUUGCUGACUGCACUGAUUGUCCAGGCUCGUAUCUUGCCCAUUCUACCCUGUACUGUGUCCUUUCCCCAUGUGGUUACAAAUGUUUGGUACUUCUACGACUUACGACAUGUCUUACCACUGCCCUCUAUCAAACCAUCUCAGCAGGUUUGUUAGUGAUUUCACACCAUGCUACUUCAUUAUGCCAAUGCUUCAGUCUCUCAGCUGUGGUGUCAGGGAGGGGCAAAAGUACACACAAAGCCAGUAUAUCCUCUGUCUAUCCCAACUGACCUCGUCUUCCCAAUUGCCAGAAUUGAAACAUGUGCAUGCAGCUGGAAAUUGUGGCCUGAUUUAUUCAAUAAUAAUCCCAUUUCCAAGGCUUUUCUUCUGCUCUGAGAAUAUCAGUAUGGAAGAGACUUAGACAAAAGCAUGAUGACACUUUCAAUACCACCUGAAGAAUUUUGGUUUCCACAAACAAAAGCAAGAUUCAGGCUAACUCUAGCUCCUGUGGCAGCUUUUAUGGAGACAGAAUAAUGUACAGCUAUGUCAAGUUGUGGAGAAGAAAUGUAUUUUCAAGGGGUGUGACAAGCACCAUGAACCCCCGCCCCCCAUCUUCCACCUUUUUUGUGUUGAUGCUUGUUUGCAGCCAUUGUUUUCCUCCAUCCGCUGCCGCUUUUUCUUCACUGUAUGGUAGUGAAUGUGAUGUCACAGAAUGAAUCAGAUUAGUUACAUGGUGAUGGCAGUGAUGGUAAAGGAAACCACAUUGCCCUCAGUGUGAAGCCCCAGUCCAGCUGAGUCAGCCUGCACGUUCAGCUGCAACACUCAUCUAAUUCAGAACCCUAUUUCCCUCUGUGUAUAUAUUUCUACCCAGUUUGACUACCUCACAGGGCACUUCGAUGGAAAGGUUUUUCUGGAAUGAAUAGAGCUGGCUUUGGGGCUUCAGCAUGAGGGCAACACAACUUUAUUGCCAUGGCACAGCCAAUCAGGGAGUGUUGGGCCUUAUUGUCAAGGCAGUGGGGGCAAAUUCCCUCUCCCCAUGACCUGUUUUGCUCCCUUUUGAGACCCUAGUCUGAAAGAUCAGAGGGGAAAAAGGAGGCUGCUUUCUGAGUGGUGUGAAAAUAUAUAUGAAAUUCCCUCCUCGUAUUUGAACUGAACUCUAAAAAGAUUACCUUGCUUUCAAAUCAGCCAUUAUAUCAUAAUGAAGCACAUUUUAGUCCCGAGUGGCAGUUGAGGGGAGGCCAUUUGUGUGGCAAGUAUAACCCAUUCUGUAGCCUUUGUUCUACUUCAGAAUGCUCAUUCUCCAUGCUGCAAACAGACCUCUCAGAAUAGGCUCUGGUUUGGGCCUCGUGUGUGGCAUUUUCUUAUUCACUAGCACCCUCUUCCCCUCCCUGUAUUAGAACUAUACAAGCCCCCCAUUUCAAUGGCCAAGGAACUACCAGAAAUGUGUUUGGAAAUAGGAGAUAAGCAAAAAAAGGAGAGGGGAAGAAGGGGGUCGGGUGGGAUGGAAAUUUGACCAGAAAGAUUAUUUUUGUAAUACACAGUUGAUGAAUGAUGCAACUUUAUAAAAUAAAAACCAAAAGACUAGAACUACUGCCUUUCUGCCCCCUCCUCUAGACUUUAACCCACCUAACUUCUAAAUAGAGAGAAAUAAAGAGGUGUUGCCUUAGUUCCAGAUUUGGGGAUAAUGAUUUGCCAUUUUGAUUGUCUCAAAGAUACUGAUAGAAUCUCUCAAAGUGCUAUACAAUGCUGCAACUGGAAAGUUGACUCACUCCAUGGCUAAGUCAGGGGUGGUGGUGGUGGUAUUAACUUGCACUUCUCUUGACCAAACCCAGCGCAGUAGACUUUGCAACUUAUGAUGACGAGUGCAAUGAGAAAACAGCACCAUCACAAAUAGAAAGCAAGAACAUCUGCCUUAUGCUCAUCUGUUCGAAGCUUUGUUCAGAGAUGAGAAGCUUUCCAGUUCUAUCAGAUUAGUCCUACAGCAGCACCUGCAUUCUUUCUUCUCCAAGUGUCAGGCUCAGAAUGCAUACAUAUAUACAUGAUAACUACUUCUGCCUCAAGGGCUACCAGUGGUGGAUUCUCUGGCUUAAGUGGGACCCAAGUAGUACUGAAAGAUCUUACGAUCCAGUCUGUUUCUCAGCUCUUGCUGUCUAAGGGGAAGAAUUGCAUGUGGAGGAACAUAAUGUCUUAGGCAUUACUUACAUGGGACCAUAUUACAGGAAUUAAGUAGAACCAGGAAGAAAAAUAUAUACUGUAUUGUACUUUUUUUUUUGUAUUGUGCUCUUUUUGAGUGGAUUCCACUCUCUUCUGUCUGUCACAGAAA